AUGAGGAACAAGGCGAAAAAGCAGAAAAGAAGCCCCAGGAAGGGUCACUGGAGGGUGGCGCUGAUAUGCAAACACCUCAACCAAAUAAAGCAUGCGCGAGUCCCACAGGAGAUCCUUCCAAGGAAAAAGCGCCGGUUGAGAAGUCUGAGAAAACAGAAGUACCUGGAGAACCGCAAGUACCUGAGAAGCAAGAAGCGCCAGGGAAACGGAAAGUACGCUGGAAACUGA
Plasmodium fragile is the source of this 228-nucleotide messenger RNA. RefSeq lists its product as uncharacterized. The record is from RefSeq and is a predicted model, not a curated record. The coding region runs from base 1 to 228 and encodes 75 amino acids. The transcript has a single exon. Lineage: Eukaryota; Apicomplexa; Aconoidasida; Haemosporida; Plasmodiidae.